This is a messenger RNA of Episyrphus balteatus (marmalade hoverfly), 2111 nucleotides long. RefSeq names its product lysophosphatidylcholine acyltransferase (gene LPCAT). Bases 295 to 1902 code for a protein of 535 amino acids. Gene Ontology annotation, molecular function: calcium ion binding. The record is from RefSeq and is a predicted model, not a curated record. NCBI's taxonomy places the organism in Eukaryota, Metazoa, Arthropoda, Insecta, Diptera, Syrphidae. The transcript is spliced from 12 exons.
UUGCAUACCAAAAAUCUUUAAAACAGUUUCUUUCAGCUGUGACCAAAAGUUGUCGCGAAAGACAAACAAAAGCUUGAUAAAGGAAACAAAGAAAUAGAAAAUUUAGCGUCUUUGGUGACGUCAUCAUCGAAGAACAAGCAAGUUGACUUUCUGCUCUGUCAAAGUACUUCUGGUUCGACUUGGUUACCUAUUACGUGAAUACAAAGCGCUUCCGAUCGUUGUCGUUGUCGGGGUUUGUUAGGUUUCUUUAUUUUCUAAAUUUUUAAAUUUUUACUGAAAAACAUUUACAAAAAAAUGAAUGAUACUACGGAGCUACUUGGUUCCUCGUUUAAUUCGAUUAAUCCCAAUUACCCUUCAACAAGCACUCGUCAUGAUGUAAAUGAUGAUAGUGAAUGUGUUGAUGAUUUAAUUAAAGAGGAACACAAUUAUGUUCAGAAAUAUGAUUCACAGGAUGGAAGUUGGUCAUCGAACGGACUAAAUCCAUUUGUACAUCGGCUAGAAAUUGAUGAUAAAUUUGAAUUGGCCAAGAUUUACACAUUGUCAGUUCUUUUACUACCACUUCGAGUAUUUGGAGCUGUGCUUUCAAUACUAACGGCAUGGGUGUUUGCAUACAUAACUUUAUAUGGUUUAACAAUGGAUGAUCUAAAAAAUAAACCACUAACAGGAUGGAGGCGAAUAGCUCAAAAAGCUGUUGCCAAAACAAUGCGAUUGGUAUACGCUUCAUGUUCAUUUCAUCAUAUAAAAUAUAUUGGCAAGCAGGCGUCACCAAAAGAAGCACCAAUUCUUGUUGUAGCACCACAUUCAUCUUAUGUUGAUUCGGUUCUUGUUGUUGUUACAGGACCAACAUCAGUUGUAGCUAAAAGAGGAACUUCAGAUAUUCCAAUAUUGGGCAAAAUCAUAAGCUGUGCACAGCCGAUAUAUGUCGAACGAGAAGAUCCAAAUUCGAGACAAAAUACAAUCCGAGAAAUUAUUGCACGUGCAAAAUCGGAUGAUGACUGGCAACAGGUAGUAAUAUUUUCUGAAGGAACAUGUACAAACCGUACAGCACUGAUAAAAUUCAAACCUGGUGCUUUUUAUCCUGGCGUACCAGUGCAACCAGUAUUGUUAAAAUAUCCAAACAAAUAUGAUACUUAUACGUGGACAUGGGAUGGCCCUGGAGUGUUGAAACUACUGUGGUUGACGCUAGCCAAGAUAUAUAGCCGAUGUGAAAUUGAAUUUCUUCCCGUUUACACUCCCAAUGAAGAAGAGAAAACGAAUCCGAAAUUGUUUGCUGAUAAUGUACAAGCUUUGAUGGCAAAAGCUUUGAAUGUUCCCGUUUCGGAUUAUUCAUUUGAAGACUGUAUCAUGAUGAACCGAGCCAAAGAAAUGAAAAUCCCAUUCCCAGGCGAUAUAGUUGCAAUUGAAAAAUGUCUAUACUUAUUGGGCAUACUUCAUCAAGACAUAAACAAAAAACUAGCAUCUAAGUACUGUAACCUACCAGGUGAUGAUAGCAUUGACUUUAUCACAUUUGCCGAUCUCUUAAACAUAGACUUGAGCAAUAAAGUACUUUGUGAAUUGUUCAGGAUACUAGAUCAUAAUCAAUGUGGAACAAUUAGUUUAAGAAAUUACCUCCUAUGCCUAUUUUACUGUGAAAUUAAAGACGAAAGACUUAUCGAGUUCCUAAGUAAUAUUAUUAACCUUUAUACACCAUCUAGUCUGAAUAUAUCAAGAGAAUGUUUUAACAAAAUUGUACGACACAGUGCAAUGAUGACUGAAGAACAGAGCGAUGCCUUGUUUUUGAGCAUUGAUCACACCAAUAAAGGAACGAUCUCAUUUGAUGAGUUUAAAGAAUAUACUAAAGAUAAACCCAAGUAUGCAUUUCUUUACAAAAAACAAGAACUUAUACGAAGGUCAUGGAAAUAAAAACAAGUACAAUUUUCUUUUUCAAUUUGACAAAUGUUAAAGAUUGGGCGUUUGAGAUGUUAAACACUAUCAAGGAUCCAUUUAGAAGAAUUUACAAAACCAAAGAUAAAUCCUAUCGAAAUUUAGAUGUCGGUGGGGAGAUCCCUUAAAAAAAAAUCUUCUUGUAUUUAAUCGGAUGUUCCCUGAUUUAAAAUAAAUUAGAAAAAAUA